Messenger RNA from Talaromyces atroroseus, 3558 nucleotides. RefSeq lists its product as hypothetical. Gene Ontology annotation, molecular function: cytoskeletal protein binding; protein-macromolecule adaptor activity; ubiquitin binding. NCBI's taxonomy places the organism in Eukaryota, Fungi, Ascomycota, Eurotiomycetes, Eurotiales, Trichocomaceae. Gene Ontology annotation, biological process: regulation of actin filament polymerization; actin cortical patch assembly. Gene Ontology annotation, cellular component: nucleus. The coding region runs from base 1 to 3558 and encodes 1185 amino acids. The transcript is spliced from 4 exons. The record is from RefSeq and is a predicted model, not a curated record.
AUGGGCUUCGUCGGCGUGUACACCGCGGUCUACGACUACCAGCCCCAGGCCGAGGGUGAGAUCGAAAUUCACGAGGGCGAUCUCCUCUAUAUUUUAGACAAGAACAACGACGAUGACUGGUGGAAGGCUAAAAAGAAGGCUGAUCCCGAGGAGGAGGAGCCAGUGGGACUGGUCCCGAAUAACUACGUUCAAGAGGCUGAACCUACCCAUAAGGCCAAAGCUCUCUAUGACUAUACACGACAGACAGAUGAGGAAAUAUCCUUCUCUGAAGACGCCGAAUUACUAGUAUAUGACACUUCCGACCCAGACUGGACGUUAGUGGGCGCAGGAACAGAUUUCGGAUUUGCUCCAGCAAAUUAUAUCGAGCUAUUAUCGGGCCCUACUACGGCGCAAACGCAAGCUGUGCAUGAUGAGCAGCCCGAGCCAGAGACUACAUACGAAACAUCAGCUCAUGCGUAUGCGAUUCCGGAGCCCGAACCGUCACCUCUCCCAACCCUUCCUCAGCGACCUCUACAAACCGAGCCCGAGGAGUACCCAUCAGCCGAAUCGAGUCCGACAAUCCCAGAUUCUAGUCCGGCUGCUGCAAUAGCCGGUAUCCUUCAUCGACAACAUGGAUCCAUGUCUUCUCAUGACACUUCUCGUGCGGUACCUGCAGCACCACAGGCGUUCGCAGCUCCGGAAGAGGAGGAAGAAGGCCCGCCACCCGCUCUCCCCACGCGGCCACCUUCGGGGACAUCGUCUGCGCGAAAAACAUUACGGUUCGAUGAUGAGGAGGAAGUUGCACCACCACAGCCUCCUCGUCCACAACACCCGCAACUCACCCUGACGCAAGAGGAAGAUGCACGGGUUCAGGAAUCGCCACCUUAUAGCCGUGUUGGCUAUUCGGCACCAUCCCCACACUCGCCGUCCGGCUAUCGUCUAUAUAAUGUAAACGAAAUGAUUUCGGUCAUGGGCAAGCGAAAGAAGAUGCCGACGACGUUAGGCAUCAAUGUACCAAAGGGAACAAUUUUCAUAUCAGCCGACGGAUCUGACGACGAUUCGCAACAAGAGUGGACGGCGGAUAAACUCACUCACUAUUCAAUCGAAGGCAAACAUGUCUUCAUAGAGCUUGUCCGGCCGAGCAAAAGUGCUGACUUCCAUGCCGGUUCCAAGGAUACUGCCCACGAGCUAGUUGCGGCCUUAGGCGAAAUUGCAGGUGCUUACAGAGCUGAAGGCUUGCGAGAGGUCCUUGAAGCAGGACAAGGCGGCAGUGGAAUUCAGAAAAAGGGACAAGUGCUUUAUGACUUUAUGGCUCAGGGUAAUGACGAGGUGACAGUGGCUUCCGGCGACGAGGUGAUAAUUUUGGAUGAUAGCAAAUCGGAUGAAUGGUGGAUGGUGAGACGAAUAAAGAAUGGCCGUGAAGGUGUGGUCCCUAGCAGCUACGUUGAAAUCACUGGCCUCGUGGAAUUAUCUUCCGCUGCUGCGAGCAGCAAGACAGUCAACCAAAAUAGACUCGAAGAGGAGCGUCUAGCAAAAGAAUCGGUAAGGAAAUCACAUGUGGAUUCUAUAGAUGGUCCACGAUCUGAGGUAGGUCCAAGAGUGAGACUUCCUGAGAGACGAAGCAGUCUUCUUGCAGUGAAUGGUGGUAACAGUGUUCUGCAGCGCCAUAAACGUGAGAAGUCUGACAAGAGCUCGAAACAAAAACCUGAUUCGUCGAAAACAAGAACUUGGACGGACAGAUCCGGGUCUUUCUCGGUUGAAGCUCAAUUCCUUGGUCUCCAUGACGGGAAAAUACAUCUCCACAAGAUGAAUGGGAUUAAAAUCGCAGUGCCAACCGCAAAAAUGUCUGUUGAAGAUCUAGAAUAUGUUGAAAAAGUCACGGGCCAGUCAUUGGACGAAGACAAGCCUCUAUCAGAUAUUCGACGUCGCAGUCUGCAGCAAAAGAGGGAAGAACAAGAGAAGAAGGAGAAAGAAAAGGUGGAGGACAAAAAUGGCGGUCAUGUUAAAGAAUAUGACUGGUUCGACUUCUUUCUCAAGGCUGGCGUCGGACCUCAUCAAUGUGAGCGCUAUUCGCAGAACUUUGCAAAGGAUUCGAUGGACGAAGCUAUCUUACCCGAUAUUACUCCUGAGACUCUUCGCACACUGGGCUUGAAGGAGGGCGACAUACUUCGUGUCAUGCGUUAUUUGGAUACAAUGUUCAACCGAACCGCUUCCAAGACCCGGGGACGAAAUGUAAGCUUCGGCGGUGAAGAAGUUAUUGGUAAUGGUGAGGAGGGUGGUUUGUUUUCUGGACCUGGCGGUGCUCUCCGGAAUAAUACCCGCAAAGGCCGUCCAACUCCGGCUGUGCAAGCCGCUGAUGUCGUCGACCCGAAAGCGUUUGAAGUUAAGGAAAAGGCAGAGAAGGCAGAGCCAGCAGCAGCACGUGUGUCUACCCCUCCAGCUGAGACACCUAUCCAGCGCGGUUUUGACGAUGAUGCAUGGGAUGUCAAACGACCAAAGGAACAACCAGCUUCCUCUGCACCCGUUCCUGCCGCUGCCCCUGCUCCUACUGCGGCUGCUCCAACAGCAACGGCCUCCGUAACUUCAGAGCCGCCGAAGCCAGCUGCAAUCACUGGUGCAAUGGCUGAUUUGUCACUCCUUCAAGCACCUUUGCAACCAACACCAUCGCAGCCUCCUCAGCCGACACCAUCACCGGCCGUUUCCGCACCGGCACCUGCACCUGUUUUGCCCCAACAAACUGCGGCGCCUGCGGCGCCGGCGGCUCCCGCGCUGCAACAGCCUCAAGUGACCGGGGCUAAUCCAGGCUUCUUUUCACAGCUGGGGCCUCUGCAGCCACAACAAACCGCUGUUCCAAACCAACCACAUAAUCUAGGCUUUUCUUUGCAACCCCGUCAACGACCUAUGCCUCCGCAAAAUAUAAACCAAAAUUCCCUACUAUCACCACCGCCACCGCAGCGGCCGCUGUCGGCUCCGCAGGACUUCCAACAGAGUCCGUUUGCUGCUCCUCCUUUGCAGCCUCAGCUGACUGGCGUCCCUCGCAAUGUACCACAACUGGCCCCUACUGGCCAGAGCUUAGCGGGACUCAAUCAGCAACGGUUCCAGCAGCCGCAGUACGCGCAACCAUUACAGCCUCAACUAACGGCAUUCCCCCAACAGCAAUUCCAGAACGGUAUCAUGCCCCAGCCUACUGGAUUCCCACAGCAACCGCAAUCUCAAUUUGGUUUCCAACAGCAGCAGCAGUUCGGGGGUAUACCCCAGCAAACUGGAUUCGGCGGAUUCUCCACUCCACCACAGCAGCCUAUGGCAACGGGCGUAAAUUCGAUGCUGCCACCUGCCUUACAACCACAAAGGACUGGUGUCAAUGGGUUUGGCACCAGUAUCAGUUCCCCCCCUCCUGUUCCUCCCAUUCCCCCUAUUCCUCAAAUGCCAACUGCUGCACCUUUGCAACCCCAGAAAACUGGCCCUGCCCCUCCCGUUCGGUUUGGAGUCAAGCCUGAUGCCAAGAAACUCGCACCGCAGCCUACUGGGAUGCGUGCAAAUCUUGCACAAGCCAGUCCUUCGAACCCGUUUGGUUUCUAA